UGUCCGUAACGUCAUUUUGGUAGCGUUCGUUUUGACAGGAAGGACGGAGGGGAAAACCUUCUGCAGAUAGCUGGCUGCCAAAUAGUAUGCAAAAGAUGUUGACAAUAAUCUCCAACGUGCUGAGGGGUAGUGCAAGCAGAAAUGGAGCCCAGGUUGUGUCAGAGGCCACCAGCAUGGUGGUGGCGUCACGCUCGUAUGCUGAUUUCACUCCUGAGGCCACCUUUGACAUAAAGAAAGUUGACCUUCAUCGUCUGGAGGAGGGCCCACCCCUGACAGCCACUCUGACCCGGGAGGAGGGACUGAAGUACUACCGCACCAUGCAGACCAUAAGACGCAUGGAGCUGAAGUCUGACCAGCUCUACAAGCAGAAGAUUAUCAGAGGCUUUUGUCACCUGUCCGAUGGCCAGGAAGCCUGUGCGGUUGGCGUUGAGGGGGGUAUCACCCUGUCGGAUCACCUGAUCACUGCAUACCGUGCCCACGGCUACACCCUCACCAGGGGCGGGACGGUCAGGGAGAUCAUGGCAGAGCUCACUGGUCGUAGAGGAGGCAUUGCUAAGGGCAAGGGAGGCUCUAUGCACAUGUACACUAAAAACUUCUAUGGAGGCAAUGGCAUUGUGGGAGCUCAGGUACCGCUGGGAGCCGGUGUAGCCCUGGCCUGCAAGUACCUGGGCAAUGAUCAGCUGUGUGUCAGUCUCUAUGGUGAUGGUGCAGCCAAUCAGGGUCAGAUCUUUGAGACAUAUAACAUGUCGUCUCUUUGGAAGUUACCCAUCAUUUUCAUCUGUGAGAACAACCAGUAUGGCAUGGGGACAUCAGUAGAGCGCUCUGCUGCCAGCACCGAAUACUACAAGAGAGGGGACUACAUUCCUGGCAUCAGGGUGGAUGGGAUGGACGUCCUGUGUGUUAGAGAGGCCACCAAGUUUGCAGCUGAUCACUGCCGAUCUGGAAAGGGCCCUAUCCUCAUGGAGCUCCAGACCUACCGUUACCAUGGACACAGCAUGAGCGAUCCUGGGGUCAGCUACCGCACACGUGAGGAGAUCCAGGAGGUCCGUAGUAAGAGCGACCCCAUCUCCAUGCUGAAGGACCGCAUGCUCAGCAACAACAUGGCCAGCAUAGAGGAGCUCAAGGAGAUUGACAUUGCGGUCAGGAAGGAGAUUGAAGAUGCUGCACAGUUCGCCACCACAGACCCUGAGCCCCCUCUGGAUGACCUGUGUAGCCACAUCUACGCCAACGAUCAGCCCUUUGAAGUGCGUGGUGCCACCCCAUGGACCAAGUUGACGUCAACCAGCUAAAGCAGCGUUUCCCAAACUCGGUCCUCAUGACCCCUAGGGGUGCACAUUUUGGUUUUUGCCCUAGCACUACAUAGCUGAUUUAAAAUAAUAAAAGCUUGAUGAUUAGUUAAUUAUUUGAAUCGGUUGUGCAGUGCUAGGGCAAAAACCAAAACGUGCAGCCCUUGGGCUCCCCAGGCCCGAGUUUGGGAUACGCUGAGCUAAAGGCUCUCGUGCCCCCAUCCCUUUGUCUCCCAGGCCCUUCCCCUAUCCUCCAUCAACGCACAUUUAUCUUUGCACACAUCACCUUCUCCAUUUCAGCCAAUGGCCUUCAUGGACUAUAAUCUUCUCCCCCCCCCAAACACAUCAUCUCGUGCCAACAAUAACUUAUACCACCCACUGAUGUUCCAUUUACCCUUUGCCAGAGCCCCAAUCCACACCCAAAAAGUGUCUGGUUGGUGUCAUAUCUCAUUGACUAACUCGGAGUCAUUGCUAGUUGCAUUUCUCAUGCCACAUUAUUGGCUCUUAUCUUUUCUGUUGAAAGGUCACUUAACACAGCAGAGAAGGUAGAAGAGCCUUUCAUUGUCCCUCUACAAAUGUUGUUUGGAGACUGGUCACAUGGACCAAUUGUCCUUAUCAACAUUACUGGCGUAAUUACUCCUAUUCAAUGAUUGUGGUUGUUUUCUCUCCAAAUAUAUAAGAUUAAAGGGUAUAUUAAAUAAAGUGAUUUACAGUAGGAUUUUAUUUUAUUUGUCUUGCCAAAUCAAAUCUGUGCCUGUGGGAUCUUGUCUGUUUUGACGAUGAGUGUCUCAUGUCUCUAGGCUGCGGGUCACUCAUAACAGAACACAAACACUACAGAUUCACAUGGAUUAAGGCUGAGUCUGGACAUUGUGGUGUGAUGCUUCAGAGAGAGAUUAUUAAAUCCUGUUGACCUCAUGCCUUCACUAUCUUGUCAGUCAUACCCCCUCUUUGUAGAUACUGACUCUCCUUCUAAAUCAUAAUUUGCCCUGGUCUCUUGUUCCCUGAAAUUAUUUUUUGGUUCUAUCAGCCUCAUUAUUUAUUGCUGAAUGUGUUUAACUGACAUACCAGUGCUCAAACUACAACUACUUCAAGCAGGAAUAGAAAAUGCUUCUUUUGGGAGUCUUGGUGGUCAACUGUUACAGUGGAUAAUGGUCAGACUACAGAGAACAGUGGGGCACUACACACAGAUCUGUCCUGGUUUUCCCCUAGAGAUGCUAAUGAAAUCAGGAAGUGUAUGUGUGCCUUGAUUGUCUUUGUACAGUCUAUCAAAACAAAUAAACUUAGAAAGAAAGCUUUGUGUACAAAUGUG
Molecule: messenger RNA, 2595 nt
Organism: Coregonus clupeaformis (lake whitefish)
Lineage: Eukaryota; Metazoa; Chordata; Actinopteri; Salmoniformes; Salmonidae
Product: pyruvate dehydrogenase E1 component subunit alpha, mitochondrial
Exons: 12
Coding region: 87-1289 (400 amino acids)
Biological process (GO): pyruvate decarboxylation to acetyl-CoA
Cellular component (GO): intracellular membrane-bounded organelle
Molecular function (GO): pyruvate dehydrogenase (acetyl-transferring) activity
Source: RefSeq, a predicted model, not a curated record